Penicillium soppii is the source of this 1242-nucleotide messenger RNA. RefSeq lists its product as uncharacterized. NCBI's taxonomy places the organism in Eukaryota, Fungi, Ascomycota, Eurotiomycetes, Eurotiales, Aspergillaceae. The coding region runs from base 1 to 1242 and encodes 413 amino acids. The transcript has 4 exons. The record is from RefSeq and is a predicted model, not a curated record.
AUGGCUGGCGAUAACGCUGCGGUCAUUCUCGCGGUCUCUUGGACGGAGACAUGCGUUGGUCUGUUUAUGUUCACUCUUCGAUUCUUGAGUAACUGGAAAUUCGUGGGACGAUUUCGAUGGGACUUUGCUAUCGCUGGCUUGACUGUGGUAACUGAGACUACUGCUCAGGUUUUCCUGCAGCUCUCGGUCAAUGCUGGCCUGGGUCGGCGUAUGGAUGAUCUCUCCCCUUUCAAUUUAGUGUUGGCCCUGAAAUGGUCGUGGGUAUUCCAGUUACUUGCAAUUGCGGCCAGUAUGCUGGGCAAGCUUGCGAUUCUCACAUUUUUGGUACAGAUUCGUGGCCGUCAUGAGAAGAAGCCGUGGCUGUUGAUUGUUCUUGGUGUGCUCAUCGGAGCUGUCAACAUUGCCGUUCUUGGCACCAUUCUAGGUCAAUGCCAGCCAAUGCACAAACUGUGGAAUGACUCUGUAGAGGGGACUUGUGACCCGGGGCGCAAGAUUAACCAGAACUAUUCGUUCUUCCAAGCUAGUGAGUCGGAAUUCCAAGUUAGACCAUUGAGUGUGCAACUUGUUGCUGAUAAAUUAGGCUUCAACUCAUUCUCCGAUGCCUUCUUGGCAACCUAUCCGGUUUAUCUCUUUUGGAAACUGCAGAUGAAGUUGCGGAUUAAGAUCGCAUUAUCUAUACUCAUGGGAUUGGGCUGGAUAGCCGCAGUGUGCUCCGCUGUCAAGACAUAUGAGCUAAAGGCGUUGACGAAAACAAAAGAUAUCACCUGGGAUCAAUCAUCCCUGAUAAUAUGGGCAUCAACAGAGGCCUGGAUCGUUAUCGUCGUGGGCUGUGUGCCACCCAUUCGGCCUCUUAUGGAAAGAGUGCUCCAACGCCUCGGUCUUAUCUCCAAGAAAUCAUCGGCUCCUUACCAAUAUCGCGACUCGAGUGGCCAUGCAGCCUACAGCACGAAUAAAUCUAACCCCACUAGUCAUUCCAACUUCCAAUCCAAUGCACAUGGAGGAAGAAAGAAAUUCGGUGGUGAACAUGACGAUUUGGGCUGGAUGGAACUCACGGUGACCGAAGGGCCGAGUGGAAGUAAUGAACAUAUUGUUAACGGGCCAUCGGAUGUGGUCAUUACUACCGACAUUGUAACUCGCUAUGAGGAUGUGGAGCGCCAUACAGGUCCAUCGUCGGGUGUUGGUAGAAUCUCGGAUGAAGACUUGAUUCGAAAACAGACUCCUGAUACUCGAAAAGUUGUUUGA